AUGGGUAUUAAAACAGUAGCAGUAUAUUCUGAUAUAGAUAGAGAAUCGAAAUUUGUUUAAAUGGCGGAUUAAUCUUAUAGGGUAGGACCUGCACCAUCAUUGUAAAGUUAUCUAAAUUCAAAUAAAAUAAUUGAAAUUGCGAAUGAUUCUAAUUGUUAGGCUAUACAUCCUGGAUUUGGAUUUUUGUCUGAAAAUGCAGAAUUUGCUGAUUAAUGCUAAAAAAGCGGUUUAAUAUUUGUUGGGCCUCCUUCAUCAGCAAUUAGAAAAAUGGGUUCAAAAAGUGAAUCUAAGAAUAUAAUGCAAAAUGCUAAUGUCCCUGUUGUUCCUGGAUAUCAUGGAAAUAAUUAAGAUAAAGAUUUUCUUUUUGAAUAGUCGAGGUAAAUAGGUUAUCCAGUUUUAAUAAAAGCAGUUUUAGGAGGAGGUGGAAAAGGAAUGAGAAUAGUUACUAAGGAAAGUGAAUUUUUUGAAAGUUUAGAAAGUGCUAAAAGAGAAUCCCUUAAAUCUUUUAAAGAUGAAAAUGUACUCAUAGAAAAAUAUAUUCAAAAACCAAGGCACAUUGAAAUGCAAGUUUUUGGUGAUCAUCAUGGAAACUAUGUUCAUUUAUUUGAAAGAGAUUGUUCUAUAUAAAGAAGACAUCAAAAAGUAAUUGAGGAAGCUCCUUCAAAUAUUACAAAUGAUUUAAGAAAUAGCAUAGGUUAAAGUGCUAUUGAUGCUGCAAAAGCAGUUGGAUAUUAUAAUGCAGGUACUGUAGAAUUCAUAUUUGAUUUAAAUUCAUAAUAAUACUAUUUUAUGGAAAUGAAUACUAGAUUAUAGGUUGAACAUCCUAUUUCUGAAAUGAUAACAGGAUAAGAUUUAGUUGAAUGGUAAUUACUUGUUGCUUCAGGAUAAAAAUUACCAAAAAAUCAAGAUUAACUUUCAAUUAACGGUCAUUCAAUCGAAGCUAGAAUUUAUGCUGAAAAUCCUUAUAAUAAUUUUUUACCUGGAAACGGUAAAUUAUCUUUCUUUAAAGAACCAUUAGAAGAGUAAGGAAAAAUUAGACUUGAAACUGGAGUUAGAUAAAAUGAUGAAAUUUCCAUUUUUUAUGAUCCUAUGAUUGCUAAAUUGGUUGUUUGGGGAAAAGAUAGAUAAGAAGCUAUAGGAACUUUAAAAAGAGCUUUAGGUGAAUAUAGAGUUAUUGGACUACCUACUAAUUUAAGAUUUUUGAGGGCUUGUAGUUUAAAUUCAGAAUUUAUUGAAGGUAACUAUGAUACUGGAUUUAUUUAAAGACAUAUUGAGAACCUACUAUAAAAACAAGAUAAAAUUGAACCUUAAUAUUUAAUGUGUUGUGUUGUUUCUAAAAUCGCAAAUGAUUUGGAUAAAAUAUCUUUACCUUAAAGUCUUAUAAAUUUAAGAAUAAAUCAUAAUCAUUAAUAGACCUUCAUUCUAAAUGCUUAAGCUACUUUUAUUGAAAAAGAAUUAAAAUAUGAAGUAAUUGUUUAAUAUUAAAAUUAAGGGUUAAUGAAUAUAAGUGUAAAAGACUUAUAAAAUCAAUUUUUACCUGAAAAAUAAUUUAAUAAUAUUUCAUAUACUGUUUCUGGAUCUUAAAUUACUAUUUUAUCUUCAGAGUUAACUUUAACUACAAAUUUCUAUAUUAAGGAAGAAUAAUGUUAUAUUUUUAAUGAAUUUGGGGAUACUUUAUAAUUCACUUUUGAAAGCAAUUUAAUUCAGGAUAGAGCUGGUUAAUAAUAAGAUAAUCAGCAUUCUAAAAUAAUCAAAGCACCUAUGCCUUGUACUUUAGUAAAAGUAGCUGUUGAAUAAGGAUAGGCUGUCAAAGCUGGACAAAUUUUAGUUAUAUUAGAAGCUAUGAAAAUGGAACACACUAUUAAAGCAAAAGAAGACGGAAUUGUUAAAUUAGUAAAAUAUUAAAACGGUCAAUUUGUACAUGCAGGUAAAACUAUAGUAGAAUUAGAAUGAAAUCUAAUUAAUAUUAAAUAGUUUAUUUAAUUUAAUAUUUUCUAUUUUUUUAAAGUUUAAUAAAUUACUUAUUUUUAAUUUUU
This is a messenger RNA of Ichthyophthirius multifiliis, 2036 nucleotides long. RefSeq names its product methylcrotonoyl-coenzyme a carboxylase 1, putative. Lineage: Eukaryota; Ciliophora; Oligohymenophorea; Hymenostomatida. Gene Ontology annotation, molecular function: metal ion binding; methylcrotonoyl-CoA carboxylase activity; ATP binding. The record is from RefSeq and is a predicted model, not a curated record. Gene Ontology annotation, cellular component: mitochondrion. The transcript has 12 exons.